AUGGCGGCCAUGCAACUCAAACGCACUGGUAAACAGAGUUGUCCAGAUUGCAAGGAAGAAGAGAAGAUCAUUGAAGAUUAUAAAAAUGGGUAUAACGUUUGUGGGGCUUGUGGAUGCACGAUUGGAGGUAGAAUUAUUGAUGAAAAAGGGGAAUGGCGAACAUUUAGUGAUUCAGCUGAAAAUCCAAGUCGAGUUGGAGGUCCCAGUAAUCCAUUCCUAGACUCAGAACAAUUAGAUACGCUUAUCUCUUCAGGCGCAGGUCUUUCUUCCUACAGUCUAGCUAAGACUCAAAUGAAAAGCAGUUUAAGAGGACCGGAAAGAGCACUUAUUAAUGGACUCAAUCUAAUCACUGCUUUUUGUGAGCGCAAGAAUCUUUCUAAGACUAUUUCUGAUGCUGCUAAGUAUAUCUUUAAGACCGUAGAGAAGAAGAAGGUUCUGAAAGGGAAGAACUUAGAAGGAGUAGCUGCUGCUUGCAUUUAUAUUGCCUGUCGUAAGGCCGGUUUUGUUCGUACUUUUAAGGAAGUGAGUGUUUUAACUGCUGUGCCUAAAAAGGAAAUAGGUCGGUGUUAUAAAGCUAUCUUCCCGCAUAUAGAAAAGAUGGCUGUUGUUUCGACUGAAGAUAUUGUGGCUAGAUUCUGUUCUGAUUUGACUUUAAGCAUAGAAAUUCAAAAGGUUGCUUUAGCUAUCAGUAAAAGAGCGCAAGUUUUGGGAUGUAUUGCUGGUAAAUCACCCGAUUCAAUUGCAGCUGCUAUUAUCUACUUAAUUACUUACUUAUUCCCGACCCAGAAGAAGAUCCAAAAAGACAUUCAAAUAGUUACUAAUGUGACCGAUGUCACCAUAAAGAACACCUAUAAAGAACUCCUGCCCUAUCGUUAUGAGCUAGUCCCAGAAGGUCUAGUUCCUAAAAGCAUUCUAGAUACUCUUCCUAACUCCUAG
This is a messenger RNA of Nematocida homosporus, 936 nucleotides long. Its product is annotated as transcription initiation factor TFIIB. The transcript has a single exon. Gene Ontology annotation, molecular function: RNA polymerase II general transcription initiation factor activity; TBP-class protein binding. Gene Ontology annotation, cellular component: transcription preinitiation complex; nucleus. Lineage: Eukaryota; Fungi; Microsporidia. Gene Ontology annotation, biological process: transcription preinitiation complex assembly; transcription initiation at RNA polymerase II promoter. Bases 1 to 936 code for a protein of 311 amino acids. The record is from RefSeq and is a predicted model, not a curated record.